GGGAAGUCAUCAUCGGCAACUGCGUCCCUAUCGUCUUCUCUCUGUGUUUUGGCUGUGAGGUUUUCGCAUUUUAAUCACUUCUCGGGCACCUAUUUUCAUUAAAUUAAAUUUUUUAAUACGAUACUUAUUUGCUUUUCGAUUUCAAAGCACCUAAGCAAACUCUAGUUGAAUACUUAAAUCAUACAGCACCACGGCCGCUGUUCACCGCCCUACAACGCUGGGUUGGUUUGUAGUAUUGAGGAGACAUGAAGCUGGACGUCGACGUUUUACGUUAUCUAUCGAAGGAUGAUUUCAGGGUUCUCACUGCCGUCGAGAUGGGCAUGAGGAAUCAUGAGAUUGUGCCUGCAGAGCUCGUGGACCGUAUAGCUUCUCUCAAGCAUGGAGGCACUUAUAAGGUUUUGAAGAAUUUGCUCAGACAUAAGCUUCUGCACCAUGACUCUUCCAAAUAUGAUGGGUUUCGGCUCACUUACCUUGGCUAUGAUUUUCUUGCAAUUAAGACCUUGGUCAAACGGGGAGUGUUUAUGGCUGUUGGCCGCCAACUUGGGGUUGGAAAAGAGUCUGAUAUCUUUGAGGUUGCAUGUGAAGACGGUACAGUUUUGGCAAUGAAGUUGCACAGACUUGGUAGAACAUCAUUUAGGGCAGUCAAAUCCAAGCGCGAUUACUUGAGGCAUCGAAGCAGUUAUAACUGGCUCUAUUUGUCCCGCCUUGCUGCACUGAAGGAGUUUGCUUUUAUGAAGGCUUUGGAAGAACAUGGUUUCCCUGUUCCCAGUGCUGUGGACUGUAAUAGACAUUGUGUGAUUAUGUCUCUUGUCCAAGGUUAUCCACUUGUGCAAGUGAAGGAAUUGCAAAAUCCAGAAACUGUUUUCAACACUAUUCUCGGUAUUGUUGUUCGUUUGGCAGAACAUGGUCUCAUUCAUUGUGACUUUAAUGAAUUUAACAUAAUGAUUGAUGAUGAUGAGAAGAUAACAAUGAUUGAUUUUCCACAAAUGGUGUCUGUAUCUCACCAGAAUGCACAGAUGUACUUCGACCGCGAUGUUGAAUGCAUCUUUAAGUUUUUCAGAAAGAGGUUCAACAUGUCCUUCCAAGAGAACACUGAUGAUGCUGAUGGUUCUGACAUUGAGGCAGAUGAAAGUAAUAGGCCCACAUUUUCUUCAAUAUCUAAAGCUUCUGGAUUUCUAGAUAAAGAGCUUGCUGCCAGUGGAUUUACGAGAAAGGAUCAGGAUGACAUUGAGAAAUUCAUUGGAGACGUUACCGGGAAGGUUAUAGGUUCUGAUGAUGAAGGAACUGAUGAUGGAAACGAUACGGGUUCAGAUGAUGAAGGAGCUGACAAUGAGCAUGACUCUGAGUCCAAGGAAGCAGAUGAUAUCGGUGUUGGUUCUUUACGCUUGGUGGAUAAGGAUGAGUCAACUCUAAAGUGCAAUGAAGAAGAUGAAAAGGUGCAGAUUCAACAGAACUGUGAAAUAGGCCAAGAAAGUGGACUUCAAACUCAAGAAGAGAGUGUGGAGGAGGAAGAUAAUGAUACCCUGAAUGAACAUGAUGCUGAACUUACAAAGCGGAUUGAAAAGCAGAGAAGGCGUGCUGUAGCAGCAGCCCGUGGGGGACGGAAAUCUCUUUCGUCAAGAAAUUCGUACAAGGACAAGGGUGGCAAAUCCUCACACAAUUCCAAAAUCCAAAAGCAAUUAAGCAACUGGUGAAAAAUAUUAAGGCAUAGAACCUGCCAAUUACAAAAGACUAAAGCUAUUCACAGAAGCUAUAGUUUAAGCACCUCUGUAUGUGACAAUAGGCAAGACAAUGACACUGCUCCACAAAAAUAGCCAGGUGCGGCUGCAGAGCUUGAAUUUGCAUAAGAUUUUGUUUUGCUUUUGUUUCUUGCUUUCCUUUGUUGGAUACUGCAGCUUGCAACAAUUUUGACGUGUUAUAGUGUAGCAUAUAUAUAUUACAUUUAUAUUGCAGCUCUUUCAGUGCAACCUGUAAUUUAAAUCUUUGAGGUGAAGUUAAUUGUUGAAAUGAAACUUUGAUGAGUUGUGAUA
Molecule: messenger RNA, 2030 nt
Organism: Mangifera indica (mango)
Lineage: Eukaryota; Viridiplantae; Streptophyta; Magnoliopsida; Sapindales; Anacardiaceae
Product: serine/threonine-protein kinase rio2
Exons: 14
Coding region: 246-1694 (482 amino acids)
Biological process (GO): maturation of SSU-rRNA; protein phosphorylation
Cellular component (GO): nucleus; preribosome, small subunit precursor; cytosol
Molecular function (GO): ATP binding; protein serine/threonine kinase activity
Source: RefSeq, a predicted model, not a curated record